ACAGCAUCACCACCCCCUCACCAUCACCACUACUACCCUACAUCUCAACCCUCCCUUCCUCUCUUCUCUCCGAAGCUUCACAGAUACCCUACCCAAACCUCCCACCCAAAAAACCAACUCAACCACAAUGCCCUCCCUCAAAGAAAGCUCCAUCGCCUUCAUCGGCGGCGGCAACAUGGCCUCGGCGAUCAUCAAGGGCCUGGUCGCGCAGAACAUCGAGAAGCAGAAGAUCAUCGUCGCCGAACCUUGGGAGGUCAACCGGUCUAAGAUGGAUGCCAUUGGCGUGCGCACGACGACCGACAACGUCGCCGCCGGCGGGGACGCCGACAUCGUGAUCAUCGCCGUCAAGCCGCAGAUCACCAAGACCGUGUGCCAGGAGCUGGCCGGCUCGUGGGCGCAGCGCUCGGCUCUCCCCAUCGUCGUCAGCAUCGCAGCCGGCAUCACCAUGAAGAGCCUGCGCGAGUGGGUGCAGACGAGCGACGGCCGCGCCGCGCACAUCGUGCGCGUCAUGCCCAACACCCCCGCGCUGGUGAACGAGGGCGCCUCCGGUCUGGUCGCCAGUGAAGACGUCACGGCACAGGAGAAGGAGGUCAUCAAUGAACUGCUGGGCAGUGUGAGCAAGGCGACGGAGUGGGUAGAUCGUGAGGAGCUCUUGGACGUUGUCACCGGGUUGUCUGGAUCCGGCCCUGCCUAUUUCUUCGCCAUGGUCGAGCAUCUGGUGGCCAGCGCCACCGCGCUGGGUCUGUCCAAGGAACAGGCGACCCGGCUGGCGGCGCAGACGUGCCUGGGUGCCGGCAAGAUGUUGGUGGAGUCGGACGAGGAGCCCGCGCAGCUGCGCAAGAACGUCACCAGCCCCAAUGGCACUACGCACGCGGCCCUGCAGACCUUCGAGGCGCUGAACUUCAAGGACAUCGUGGACAAGGCCGUGCAGUCCGCUACGUCUCGGGCGGAGGAGCUGGGCAAGACCCUCGGCUAAAUAUGAUCUUCGUUGAGUACAAAAAUGCCAUAAAGUUUCAUAAUUCAAACUUUCUUUCCAUCCAGCUACAAACUCUUCUCUGGAGAAUCUUAGUGCUUGGACAUUGGCAACUUUUUGUCACCAUGGAACACUUGAAGGUGCCUUCAAAUUAACACAAACUCUGAAGACCCACUACCACUCCCGGUUAUAGCUGCUUUAUGCACAAAAUUACAAUUCAAUUGCAG
Messenger RNA from Aspergillus uvarum CBS 121591, 1200 nucleotides. Its product is annotated as pyrroline-5-carboxylate reductase family protein. The coding region runs from base 128 to 976 and encodes 282 amino acids. Gene Ontology annotation, biological process: L-proline biosynthetic process. Gene Ontology annotation, molecular function: pyrroline-5-carboxylate reductase activity. The record is from RefSeq and is a predicted model, not a curated record. The transcript is spliced from 2 exons. NCBI's taxonomy places the organism in Eukaryota, Fungi, Ascomycota, Eurotiomycetes, Eurotiales, Aspergillaceae.